This is a messenger RNA of Stylonychia lemnae, 828 nucleotides long. The record is from the annotation of a GenBank genome assembly. NCBI's taxonomy places the organism in Eukaryota, Ciliophora, Spirotrichea, Sporadotrichida, Oxytrichidae.
AUGAAAAGUGGUCAAAUAACAAAUCUCAGUUAAGAAACAUCUAUGGAUUUGAACAUACUUAGUUAAGCUGAAACCUCACCUUCUCUAAAAGCAAAAAAGAACAAGCAUUUUCCAUGUGAUAAAUGUGGGAAGAUUCUAACGAGUCCCAAGAAUUACAAGAGACACAUCAUAAAAAGACAUUAUAACAUCCACCGAUAUUCAUGUCCCAUUUGUGAACGCCCAUUCGCAAAAAAAGGCAAUUUAAAUGUGCAUCUAAGAGUUCAUAGUGGUGAGACCCCAUAUACUUGUGGAACAUGCGGUAAAUUCUUUAAAAACAAAGCUAACAUGAGAGAUCACCUUAAAAGGCAUGAAUAGUAAAGUAAUAAUUAUUAUCGUAAGUACUAGCUGAUUAAUCAUGCUGCUAAAAAGCAUGGAAUAGAAAUAGAAAGAACCACUAGAGGUAAAUCAAAAAUAAGCACAAGCAUUAAUGCGAUUCCAAUCACUGAGGACUGCGAUGAGACAUAUAAAUUUAUGUUCAAUUUUCAGCCUUAUGUCCUGAAUAAAAAAUAGCAAUAAUAAAUGUCAACUAAACCAUUAAAAUUAGAGUUAAACCAAGCUUUAAAGCAUUAAUAAAAAUCGGAUUUACAAUCAUCAAAGUAAGAUAUUCAAAAUGAUAGCUCAUUCGCCUCUAGUACUGAUGCUUUAAUAACUAAUGAUCAAAAAAAUGAAGAUCAAGAGAUGAUCCUUGACCAUCAAGAUGACAAAGUAUUAUGCGAAUUUUGUACCAAAAAAAUAUGCGGUAUUAAACCAGACUAUAAAAAGAUUCAGUCUCAACAAAAAAAUAAAUGA